This is a messenger RNA of Cuscuta campestris, 1052 nucleotides long. NCBI's taxonomy places the organism in Eukaryota, Viridiplantae, Streptophyta, Magnoliopsida, Solanales, Convolvulaceae. The record is from the annotation of a GenBank genome assembly.
AACUUCCAUAGAAGGCCUGGACACGCCACUGAAGAAUGCCAUUUCCUCAAAAAGAUGGAAGGAGAGAUGAAGGACAAGGAACCGAAUGCCAAUCAGGAGCCGAACCAAGGAGGUAAUGUUUGGCGUAGGGACGCCCAACCUCAACAACAAGUCCAGGAGAACCCGGAAGAAUUUCCCCAAGUAGGAGUCAUCUUUGGCAGUCCAGAAACAGGAGUCACAAGCAAGGAGAGGAAGGAAUGGGCUCGCAAGCUGUAUGUGGGGUCCAUUGACAUAGGCCAAGCGGCCAAGAAAGGAAGGAGGGAGCCCAUUGUCUUCUCGGACGAAGACUUACCACUCAUUCUUAGUCCUCAUCGGACCCCCUGUGUCAAUGUGCUGUACUGGGAAGCCGCCCAGCAAUUGGGAAUCAGGAAGGAAGAUCUCACAAACCUUAACAUGCCCUUGUCCGGCUUCAUUGGAGAUAUAAUUGAACCGGAAGGGUCCAUUAAAUUGGACAUCAUCAUAGGCGAGCAUCCUAAGGUGAGGCAUAUGAGGAUGGAUUUUGUAGUGGUCGACAUCAAAUGCGCUCACAAUGCCAUCUUAGGGAGGCCUGGGCUAGAGGACUUGGGAGGUGCACUAUCCCUUGAGCACCUGUGCUUCAAGUUUAGGACUCCCGAAGGUGUUGGGAGGGUCCUUGGUGAUCAGCCCGCGGUCAAGAAGGCCUAUCUAAGCGCCUGUAAGAAGAUAGACAAGGAGAACCUCAACAUCCAAACCAUUGGGCAUGUUUUGGAAGAUAAAGAAAAGAAGGAGGAAGACCGGGAGAGGCCUAAGCCAGCUGUGGAAAUGGAGGAAGUGGUGCUAUUCCCGGAAGGGGAUUAAGAAAAGGUUGUGAGGAUCGGUUUAGGGCUAGAGGAGGAUACCCGUGAAGAGAUAAUCCGAGUAUUAAGAGAAGACUCGGUCCUCUUUGCAUGGGAAUCCAAGGAUAUGCCCGGAGUCGAUCCCUCAGUCAUUUGCCAUAAGUUGAACAUCAAGAUGGACUCCCUCCCGGUCAAGCAGAAGAAAAGAUAUCUGUCCAC